UUCAAUUAUUUUAGUUCUCACGAAAUGAAAAUGUAAGGCAAUGUUAAACAACGGAAAUCGACUUUCGAUGUCGUCGUCGGCGGUGAGGUCAUGGAGAACGGCGUUCCUGACCUUGAGGGACGAAAACUCGGCGUCGCCUCCUCGCGCCACCGUCAUCCGCCUCUUUGACAAUCUAAUUUUAUCCCAAUCCGAAUCUUUCGUCGCUGCUGCGCCGCAGUUGCCUCGGCACGAGCUUACAUCCGACUUGAUGCUAUUACUGGAGUUGGCUCGCGACCUCUCUUAUUAUCAACAAGGAAUUGAAGACGUUACUCAGACAUUCGUUAAAUUAUCUGGAUUGAUCCAUGGAAUCAGUCAUUCCUCUUUUCUGGAAAUGAACUCAACAAUGUGGGGCAUUGUGCUUGACUCUUUCAAGAGGAUAGUGCAGAUUUUCCUUGGCAGUGUUGAAACAGAGAGGGCAAUUAUUAGAAAUGUUUCUGUAAUUAAACCCACCAAGCAAUGCUUAGAAAGUCUAAGGUUACUUUUCAGUUUAUGUCUGACAGCUGCUUCACUCUCUGAAAAUGGGCAACUGCUGAAUUUUGUUCUUGAAGUGGUUGAGUAUUUUCAUGGGGACUUAAAGCAUUCUACUUAUUUAAGUGACAAUUGUUCAAUAUCUAGAGGUGUGCGUGAAGUUCUAACAAUUGCAUUUGCCAUGAUUGGUGAAGUAUACUCCAGAGUAGGUGCUUCUUUGCCUGUUGAAAUCUGGAAGUCAACGGUUGUGGCCCUGAGAAAAGUUAUGGACAUCAUGGCUUCUAAAGGUCUUUUGUUGGAGGAUAAUACCGUUGCCACGUUUUAUGUUGAGCUUCUCCAUUGUCUGCACUUAGUUCUUGCAGAGCCUAGAGGAUAUCUAACAGAACAUGUGGCUGGCUUUGUGGCAUCUUUGAGAAUCUUCUUCCGCUAUGGCCUUGUAAACAAGCCAUUGGUUAUGAAUCAACCAACUAAUCACAUGAAGGGAGUAGGUUCGACAAGCCAAAACAUGCCUUUUGAAGUAUCAAAUCAAUCAAAAAGCAGCCCUUAUAGGCCUCCACACUUGCGAAAAAAGGUUGCAGGCAAUCAACAACGUAAAGAUGAGGAGUGCCUGGUUUCUUCUAAACAUGAAUUUAUUUCAUCGGAUUCAGAUUGCAGUGAUAAUGAUGGAUCAGUAAUGGAUAACAGCAAAGCAUAUUUAACUGAGGCGAGAUUAGCAGCAAUUAUUUGUAUUCAGGAUCUCUGUCGAGCUGAUCCCAAAUUGUUUACAGCCCAAUGGACAAUGCUUUUGCCAUCCAAUGAUGUGCUGCAACACAGGAAAUAUGACACUACUCUGAUGAGUUGCUUUCUUUCCGACCCUUCGUUGAAGGUUUCAUUAUAUCGGCUGCAGUUUCUAUCAAAUGAACCAAUUCUAUGCUCUUUUUAUAUUUAUGUCCGGAUUGCAGCUGCUUCUACUAUUAUGGCAAUGUUGGAUGGCCCUGCUUCUAUUUCCUUACAGGUAGCAGAGCUUAAAGAGCACUCAAAACAUGGGUCAUUUACCACACUUUCUAGUUCUCUUGGGCAUAUCUUGAUGCAACUUCAUUCAGGUACUUUGUCUUUAAUCAACCAUGAAACCAGUGGUAGAUUGCUGGCAUUGUCGUUUAAAAUCCUAAUGCUUUUGAUAGCAUCUACACCAUAUUCAAGAAUGCCACCUGAGCUGCUCUGUAGGGUUAUCUCUUCACUCCAAUCAACAAUUGAAGAGGGGUUUCCAUAUCAUAAUGAUCGGAAUAGCUUGCUGGCUGCAGCAAUUAUUUGCUUAACCAGAGCUCUUUCUGUGUCUGCCUCAUCUUGUGUCAACAAUAUGCUGCUGGGAGAAGUUUCAACAGGUUGUCAUCUUGAAGGUCAGAAGUCUGGAGUACUGUAUACCCUGUUUCGAUAUUCUGAACGAUUAUCCAACCUAUCAAUAAGCUUAGAGGCACUUCAGGCUCUUAAAUCUUUGUCUCAUAAUUAUCCAAAUGUAAUGACCUUAUGCUGGGAACAUAUUUCCUCUAUCAUUUAUGGAGUAUUGAGCUCAUUCCCUGAUGAGUCUUCAAGACUAUGGAGAGGUAAUGUUGAGCAGACUGCUGCACUGUUGAAGGAGAGAGUCAUGACUGCUGCUGUCAAGGUUUUGGAUGAAUGUCUUCGGGCUAUUUCUGGCUUUAAAGGAACUGAAGAUCUUUCAACUGAUAAAUCUCUUGACAGUCCAUUUACGUCUGACUAUGAGAAAACAAAGGCAAUCUCAUCAGCUCCAUCAUACAGUUUAGAGACCCAUGUUUCAACUAUUGAUGGUUCUAAAACAUGUAUCUUGGCAAGUGAGAGAUGGUUGGAAGCAACAAUCAAGCAUAUGCCUUUUAUUAUUAAUCAUUCUUCUGCGAUGGUAAGAGCUGCAUCAGUGACCUGUUUUGCUGGAAUGACUUCUCCCGUUUUCUUUUCCCUUCCCGAGGAUAAACAGGAAUACAUAAUUGAAUCUUCAAUUAAUGCUGCUCUAAAUGAUGGGGUUCCUUUAGUUAGGUCAGCUGCUUGCCGAGCCAUUGGUGUCAUUGGAUGUUUCCCACAAAUAUAUCAUAGCGCAGAGGUCCUGGAAAAGUUUAUCCAGGCUGCUGAGCGCAACACUUGUGAUUCACUGGUUUCUGUGCGUAUUACAGCUUCAUGGGCAUUAGCAAACAUAUGUGAUUCUCUUAGUCAUUGCUUGGAUGCACUUCAUGCUGGAAGAGGUUCAAUUGGAUCUAGAAAAUGUUAUGAAUUCACAUCACUGCUAGUAGACAGUGCGUUGCGUCUGGCAAGGGACAAUGACAAGGUCAAAGCAAAUGCCGUUAGGGGUCUAGGAAAUCUUGCAAGAUCUAUCAAAUUUACAAAACAAUUACCUGUUAAUGGUGAUCCACUGGAUUUUAUGCAUUCUAAAAUUGAAUCCCACGGCGUACAAGGAUUCAAGGAUCAUAUGAAAGAAAGGUCACAAUCAGUUCAAAGUUCUUCGGGGAGUUCUGUUUGGCUUGAUCAGAUGGUGAAAGCAUUUCUUUCUUGUGUCACGACUGGAAACGUUAAGGUUCAAUGGAAUGUAUGUCAUGCGUUGAGCAAUUUAUUUUUGAACAAGUCUUUGAAGCUGCAAGACAUGGAUUGGACCUCAUCUAUAUUUAGUAUCCUUUUGUUGCUACUUCGGGAUUCUUCAAAUUUUAAGAUAAGGAUACAAGCUGCUGCCGCCUUGGCUGUACCAGAAAAUAUAAAUGAUUAUGGAAAAUCAUAUUAUGAUGUCGUUAAAAGUGUGGAGCAUGUUGUUGAGAACUUUAAAUCAGAUCAGAUUUCUGAACCUUCUAACUUCAAAUACCGGAUUGCUCUGGAAAAGCAGUUGACUUCAACAAUGCUGCAUCUACUAGUUCUUGCAUCAAGAUGCGACCAAGGAGUUAUACAAGAUUUACUUGUGAAAAAAGCAUCAUUCCUUGAGGUUUGGUUUGAAGAACUGUGCUCAUCUGUUGGGGAUACAAGUAAUUCACGUGAUGAGGCAAAACAUGCGUCUAUUGACCAGAAAAAGGAUGUUAUAUUCAGAACAAUUCAGUCACUGAUUGAGGUGUAUGAAAUCAGUAAUCAUCAUCUCAUUGCUCAAAAAUUUGAAAAAUUGGCCAGUAGCUUGCUCUAAAUGAGUGUAGUAAGAAGACAACAAGGAAUAGAGAGGUGUUUAUAUAUAGCUUGCUCUAAAUGAGUGUUGUAGUAAGAAGACAGCAAGGAACAGAGAGGUGUUUAUAUAUAGCUUGCUCUAAAUGAGUGUUGUAGUAAGAAGAGGUAGGUAACAAAUGAACACUACAUGUUAAAACCAGCAAUAUGUUCAUAGGUUCUUUAGCUAUGAAUAUUGUUUAUAUCUCA
This is a messenger RNA of Salvia miltiorrhiza (redroot sage), 3876 nucleotides long. RefSeq lists its product as uncharacterized. Lineage: Eukaryota; Viridiplantae; Streptophyta; Magnoliopsida; Lamiales; Lamiaceae. The transcript is spliced from 27 exons. The record is from RefSeq and is a predicted model, not a curated record. Bases 41 to 3652 code for a protein of 1203 amino acids.